Molecule: messenger RNA, 1953 nt
Organism: Hirsutella rhossiliensis
Lineage: Eukaryota; Fungi; Ascomycota; Sordariomycetes; Hypocreales; Ophiocordycipitaceae
Product: plasma membrane fusion protein PRM1
Exons: 3
Coding region: 1-1953 (650 amino acids)
Cellular component (GO): mating projection tip
Source: RefSeq, a predicted model, not a curated record
AUGUUUUCUUCCUCGCAGAAGCGCGACGGCGGGGAGCCGGCCUACCCCGACGUCCCGCCAUCCCUCCGGUCCGACUCCUUUGAGAUGAGCGACGUGCCGAAGACACAGCAAGCUCGGGGACAGUCGGAGCCAUCGACGACUCCAUACCUCGGCCUUCCAUCACGCCUCUCACAGAUAUGGAUCAAUCGCUGGACCGUCCUGCUGUUGCUCGUCCUCGUCCGCGUCGUCUUGCUGAUCGCACAGCUCGACGAAAACGUCGGCAAUGCAAAGAUCCAGGCCCUGUCGGCAUGCACCAAAGUCGAGGAUGUAGGGAGUGCCAUGGCCUCGAUGCCUCAUUAUCUGUCCAUGGGCGUCAACGACCUCGCUGCCAGCGGCAUAGAAAAGGCUGUCGAGGCCGUGAUCAAGGGGCUGGACCUCAUCAUGCGUGGCGUCGAGGGUAUCAUCUUCUUCUACAUCAACUUCCUCACUGCUACAUACGUCUGCCUCAUCACUGCCCUGGUCCAUGGUAGUCUCAAGGUUGUCGCGUCCGUCACCGAAGACGCCACAAAGGCUUUUAACAAGAUCAUCGAUGGGGCCGUCGGCGAGAUUGAGGACGUGGCAGGCGGCCUGGAAAAAGCCAUCAACAAGGUGACAAAUGGAAUCGAAAACUCCAUCAUAGGAAACUUUGUUCCAGACAUACCAAAAGUCGACUUCUCCAAGCCGAUUGAGAAGCUCAAGAAAUUCGACCUCAACACCGAUGACUUUGUCAAGGACGUCCGCAAGCUUGACAAAGAUCUUCCCAACUUUGCUCAGGUCCAGAACCUGACCAAGCAAGCGAUAUCGAUGCCCUUUGACCUUGCCCGCAAGGCACUCAACCAAAGCUUUGGUGCAUACAAGUUCAACCGGGACGUGUUUCCGCUGGCAGAGAAGCAAAAGCUCACCUUUUGCUCCGACAAUGACAAACUCGAAGGCUUCUUCCGCAACCUUUUUGAGCUUCUCCAAAAGGCCCGCGUCACCUUUGUCGCCUUGUUAUCGGUCCUGGCAGCGUCAGCCAUGGCCCCGAUGGCGUGGUUCGAGAUUAGGCGGUGGCGGCGGCAGCAGAAGCACGCCGGACUCAUCGCCGGCAAUCAAUAUGACCCCAUGGACGUCGUUUACAUUGCCUCGCGGCCAGUAACAGCCACCUUUGGCAUCAGGAUUGCGUCUCGACUCGAGGGCCGGCGCCAAAUUCUCGUGCGCUGGUGCUUCGCGUACGCCACAUCGGUGCCGGCAAUGUUUGUUUUGUCGUUGGCCAUGGCUGGUUUCUUCUCCUGUCUCUGCCAGCUCAUACUCCUCAAGGCGGUCGAGAAGGAGGUCCCUGCUCUGGCUCACCAGUGGGCUGCCGGCGCCAACGGUGUCGUCAAGGGACUCAACAACGACAUCAACAAAGACAUUCUCGCCUACGUCACAAAUGCAACAGACGCCGUCAACAGCACGAUCAACGUCUUCCUCGACACCAUGCAGGAAGGCCUCGAGACGGUGUUCAAUGGAACCAUCCUCCUCGAGCCGAUCAAGUCGGUGCUACACUGCGUGAUUGGAAUAAAGAUUGAGAGUGUGCAAAAGGGGCUGACGUGGGUGCACGACCACGCGCACGUCGACUUUCCGCUCUUCGAAACCAAGCUGUUUAGCAUGGGAACCGACGAUUCUGAUUCUGGUGACUCGGAUCUCCACGGCUUCUUGGCUUCGCCGUCCUCGACCACGACAGACGAGGUGACGGGCGCCGUGAAACGAGUGACCGACUGGCUCUACAACAGCCUUGUCCAGGAAGCGCUCAUAUCCACGGGCAUUCUCCUCGUCUACUUCAUUGUUGUGCUCUUGGGGGUAAUACGGGCCCUGGCUUGCAUGGCUGUUCCCGAUAAAUCCCGGGGCGAGGGUGGAUCAGGGCCGCCGCACUGGAACAACCGGGACGGUGCUGGAGACUCGGGCGAGAAGAGGUGA